GUCGCUCUCGACGUAAACUUGUUUUCUGUCACAUGUAAACAAAGAUAGAAGUGGCGAUUACAAGUCUAAACUUACGAAAAAUCUAAUUAAAGGUAAACAGAAAAAACCGCGGAUUGUUUUUUGUGUGCAAGUGCGGUGCAACGCGAAUAACGACGGACCGUAACGCGAUUAAAUCGGUGCGAAAGAGGGUUCCGAACCUCCAAAAACUUUGUUGCAAUUUUGGUUAAUUAGUUAAUAAUGGGUAAAAGUGAACAAAUUAGCGAGAAUGUACCGGGUUUGUCCCCACAAAAUGAAGCCAGUAAACUUUUGGAGCAGGCCCUGCUUCAAAUGGACGGCAUUAUUAUGGGUAACAGUGGUUCGUUGACGGCCCACUCUCCUGACUAUGGCUUCGCAGCACCGCCGCCAAGCGUGCGGGAGGCGGCCCAAUUGCUCGUUACGGCCCUGCAAAAUUCCUCGUCGCCGCCCGCCCUCGAUCCGGCCCUGUCGAAAGUCAUUCUGCAUUGGAUUCAAGAGGUAAUAUAA
Brassicogethes aeneus is the source of this 522-nucleotide messenger RNA. NCBI's taxonomy places the organism in Eukaryota, Metazoa, Arthropoda, Insecta, Coleoptera, Nitidulidae. The record is from the annotation of a GenBank genome assembly.